Molecule: messenger RNA, 2951 nt
Organism: Platichthys flesus (European flounder)
Lineage: Eukaryota; Metazoa; Chordata; Actinopteri; Pleuronectiformes; Pleuronectidae
Gene: acbd5a
Product: acyl-CoA binding domain containing 5a
Exons: 14
Coding region: 146-1738 (530 amino acids)
Biological process (GO): autophagy of peroxisome; fatty acid metabolic process
Cellular component (GO): peroxisome
Molecular function (GO): fatty-acyl-CoA binding
Source: RefSeq, a predicted model, not a curated record
GCUCUACUUUGUUGAUGGCGUCUGGCAGAGGGUUGAACGCAGGUCGUCUCCGGACGAACUGAUCCCGCUGAAGUCAACGGUGAGCGACGCUUCUCACGCUUCUCCCCAAACACACCUGCGCAGGUCUCUUAUCCCGGACGUCUCGAUGGAGGUGGAGAGCGUCAGGAUGGAGGUGGAGGAUCAGCAGCUUCUGAUCCAGCGGAGGUUCGAUGCCGCCGUGAAAGUGAUCAAGAGUUUAGCCCCUGAUGGUCCCUUCCAGCCGUCCAAUGACAUGAUGCUGAAGUUCUACAGUUAUUAUAAGCAAGCAACCGUGGGUGCGUGCAAUAUACCCCGGCCCGGCUUCUGGGACGCAGUCGGCAAAGCAAAAUGGGAUUCUUGGGAUUCUCUUGGAAACAUGUCAAAAGAAGAAGCAAUGGUCGCCUACGUUGAUGAAAUGAAACUGAUCCUGGAGGGCAUGCCCAUGACGGAUGAGGUGGAGGAGCUCCUCCGCGUCCUCGGUCCGUUCUACGAGAUGAUCGAUGAGAAGAAGAAGAUCACACAGAUUUCCGACCUGAGCACAGCCCGUUUGACUCUGUUUGCUAGGCAGCUGGAAGGUUUUGGUUCGAUGCUGAAUUCAAUGCCAUCGAAGAGCAUCGCUAAGAGCAUCGUCAGAACCAUGGAGAUGAACGGCACUCUGGAGACUCGGCCCGCCAGGCUCAAACCAAAGGAAGUGAAGGAAAGGCCAGAGGAAGAAGCACAACAGGAAGAUGAAGAUGAGGAUGAGGAGGAGGAGGAUGACAGUGACGAUGAGGAGGAGGAGGAGGAUGAGGAAGAAGAAGAAGAAGGAAUAAGGGAGGUUAGAAAAGAUUUGAUUUCAGACAAAAAAUCUGCAGCUUCUCAUCCAAAGAAGAAGAGUUCAGCCCGGAGACACAAGGGGCCGCUGUCAAAUGGAAAAGUGGCGAACGGAGUCGCCCAUCUGACCAAUGGGAGUCAUUCCCUGAAUGGUGUCCACGCCCCAGGGGGUCCAACGGGCGAGCCUCUGCUCAACGGUCAACAUGCGGAUCCCAGAGCCGACGUGUCUGGUCCCCAUCACGUGGCCAGUGACUCAGACAGUGAAGUCUACUGCGACUCCGUGGACCAGUUUGGCCAGGAAGAGAACCCCGACCAUAACGAGUCCCUGGCUGACCUGGAUGAAGAGGAGAACCAUGCGCUGCAGCCACUGGAGGCAGCACAGGGAAUCCAGGAGGAGGUGCAGGGACCACCACAGGCCAUCAGGUGUGGAGGAGAAGACGGAGAAACCAGUGGGACGAUGUCACAGGGGCAGAAACUGGAAUCAGACAUGCCAGACAGCUCAGUGGUCAGAGGAGGACGAGGCUCCAGGUCUGCAUGCCGCAGCUCUGGAGCACUGAUGCCCACGCACGGUGGUGGAGAUGGAGACCGUGGCCGCUGGGGGGGGGCAGCCACACCUGCGGGGAACCUGAAUGAGCAGAUCGUGGUGGCGCUGGCCCGACUGCAGGAGGACAUGCAGAGCGUCCUGGAGAGGCUGCACACGCUGGAGGCUCUGUCUUCCAGUCAGGCAAGACCAAUGGCUCUGUCUCCAACUUACCCAUCAUCCCCAGUGACUAAGAGGAGUCAGAAGCCAUCCUGGUGGCCUUUUGACAUCUCUCCGACCAGUGUGGCCUUCGCUGUGAUUUGGCCGUUUGUGGUGCAGUGGCUUAUCCGCCUCCUGCUGCAGAGGAGUAGAAGACGAAUCAACUGAACCUUCCUCCAUUGUAGCCGCCCCCCCCUCCUGCUUCGACCCACAGCCCAAGUAAUUUGUUUUUGCACUAAGAAGAAUGCACCUAGAGUAACGAGUGGGAGGACGAUGUCUCCCGAGUGAGUCGUACUGUGGAUGUGGAAUAAAAAGAAACCUGAAUGUGUGGCCUCUAGAGCCUUUGAUCAUAAAACACGAUACCACUCUUACUGGAAUCUUCUCUGCAAGAAAGAAACGGUUUGUGUUGCUAGGGACACAGUCGGGAUAUUGUCCGCGUGUCCAGACACCAACUGCAGCGGCUCCUCCGUUUUCCCCCCUAACCCAAGGCUCUGCUGCACAAUGAAAGGCCUGAUACUUUUGCUGGUGUAAGCGUAGCGCUUAAUGUGGUGAAAUAAAUUUUAACUGUUCACUUUUAUUAGUUGCCCAGGCAAUGCUGCUAUGAUAUAUCUGUAGCCUAGAAGGGAGUAUUGAAUGUAAUAAUAUAUUGAUGUGUGAGAUUCUUUUUAAUUGUGAGGAUAAGUUAUUUAUUGCUUUUUAGACAAAUGUGAGAAGAGAAGGCGUCGCUGGGCAGAUUCCAGCGGCGUCGGUUUAGAUUUAAAGUGUUUUCAUCGCCCGUCCUUCAGCACAUCAAUCUGUUCCCAAAUAGAGAAAGUGCCUCAACAUCACAGGUACAUUCAAAGGUGGCAUUAUGAUAUCAUACAUUCUCAUAUUGUCGCAUAACUGUUUGUAUUUCUGGACCAAUUUAACUUUAAUCAAACUACCUAGUGAGCCAGGAGCCAGAUAUGUGAUUAUUAACACUCGUCACUGUCCGUGUUGUUUAUGCCGCGAUGUUCCGUCUAUUGUUUAAUUUAAAUGUGUGAUUUGUUUGUAUGAAUAUUGUGGAAAGAUUUUUGGAUUUGAUGUUAAUCAUGAAGUGAUAGCAAAGCAUUAAGAUCUGUACAAAUUGUAUACAAUAUCUGUACAGUUAAAAUGAUUAAAAUGCAAUAUUUUAAUUGCAUUCCUGUGUAUUAUUAACAUAGAAUAUUAUAUCAUAUUUACAAAGGUUUGCAUCUGCAGCAGCAUCAGUCUCUGCAGAGCCUUUAUGUUUUAAUAAAAGAAGUAAUAGUUUAACUUUCUACUGAAAUGUGUGAAGGCUUUCUCACCCUCUCUGCCUGUGGACAGAGUGGUGUCUGCAUGUGAUCAUCUUAACGAGCGGAAAAUAAAGUUUUCAUAAAGCGUU